Molecule: messenger RNA, 1069 nt
Organism: Amphimedon queenslandica
Lineage: Eukaryota; Metazoa; Porifera; Demospongiae; Haplosclerida; Niphatidae
Product: E3 ubiquitin-protein ligase TRIM71-like
Exons: 1
Coding region: 67-924 (285 amino acids)
Biological process (GO): proteasome-mediated ubiquitin-dependent protein catabolic process; protein polyubiquitination
Molecular function (GO): protein binding; ubiquitin protein ligase activity
Source: RefSeq, a predicted model, not a curated record
ACACCCCCAAAACUAUACACUAAAGUGGGUGUCACCAGAUCUCUCUCUCUCUCUCUCUCUCUAAGAAUGGCAGAGAAUAAGAAGAAGACACAAGGAGAGGAGACAGCUGAGGAGAGAAGAGAGAAGAUAAAGAGCAAAGAGAAGCAGACAGGAUCAGUUACUGAGCUAGAGAGGCCCUGGGGCAUAGCAACAUUAGGAGACAAGCUAGCCAGUAUAGAGUCUGACAAGCAUUGCAUUACAAUAUGCACCAAAGAUGGGAACAAACUCCAAACUAUAGCAGAGGAAGGAGGCAAGAUGGGACAACUCAUGGAGCCUACAGGGAUUGCUGUGACAAACGAUGGGCACAUCCUUGUAGUUGAUCGACUAAGAGUUCAGAAAUUCAAUGAGGAAGGGAAAUGCGUUGCAUCAGCUUCAGCAAGGAAAUUAAACUUCCACACAAUGCUUGGAGUAGCUGUGAACAAAGCAGACGGCCGCAUAUACAUAGCUGACGCUGAGAAACACUGCAUCAUAGUAGUAUCUCCUACCCUAGCCCUCUUAGAGACAUUUGGAUCGAAAGGAUCAAAAAAAGGACAACUCAACAAGCCAAGAGGCGUAGCCAUUGACUCAACUGGACGUGUCUUUGUAGUUGAUGCUAAUAAUGAUCGUGUGUGUGUAUUUUCACAUGAUGGAAAGUACCUCUCAUCAAUUGAAGGAGAGCUGGAUCGCCCGUCCGCCAUUGCCAUAGAUAGCCAUGACUUUGUGUACGUGACAGAGAUGGUGAACGGUCGCGUGUUUGUCUAUGAUAAGGAUGGCUCCUUUGUUCACAAGUUUGGAAGAUGUGGGAGUAAAGAGGGAGAGUACAGUGGCCCACAAGGCAUAGCAGUAGACAAUAAUGGAGACAUCAUUAUUAGUGACACUUACAAUAACAGGCUUUGUAUUGUAUGAGAACAUACAUGCAAUAGUUACUUAUUUUUUUAUUACAUGUACACGUAUCACAUUCUCCCAUUAAUUUUUCUUAAUUAAAUAGAACAAAUUGACAAUAAAUGUACUGGUAUUGUUAUUCCAUAUGUUUAGAAGGAUUAAAUAUCAA